Lampris incognitus (smalleye Pacific opah) is the source of this 435-nucleotide messenger RNA. Its product is annotated as adenylate cyclase type 7. Gene Ontology annotation, molecular function: adenylate cyclase activity. Lineage: Eukaryota; Metazoa; Chordata; Actinopteri; Lampriformes; Lampridae. Bases 1 to 435 code for a protein of 144 amino acids. The transcript has a single exon. Gene Ontology annotation, biological process: cAMP biosynthetic process; intracellular signal transduction; adenylate cyclase-inhibiting G protein-coupled receptor signaling pathway. The record is from RefSeq and is a predicted model, not a curated record.
AUGGUUGCUGCUGGCCUCAGUGGGACCCCUGGUCAGGCGAAUAACCAGGACAGGGACAGACAACAGGCCCAGAUUGGCAACAUGGUGGAAUUUGCCAUCGCUCUAAUUGGCAAGCUGAAUGGCAUCAACCGACACUCAUUUAAUAGCUUUCGACUCUGUGUGGGUAUUAAUCACGGCCCUGUGAUAGCGGGGGUGAUUGGGGCGAGAAAGCCUCAGUAUGACAUCUGGGGCAACACUGUCAACAUAGCCAGCUGGAUGGAGAGCACUAGGGAGCUCAGGAAGAAUCGGGUCACAGAGGAAACAUCUGACGUGCUGCAGAAGCUGGGCUACUCCUGCGAGUACCGAGGCUUCAUCAACGUGAAAGGGAAAGGGGAGCUCAAGACCUUCUUUGUGAGCACAGACAUGAGCAAGCAGCAGGGCAUGGGCCUGAGCUAA